CUAUCUUCACCUUCACGAUGCUUCUCUUGGUCAAAAACGCACUCAGUCAUCUCCAAGUUCGAAGCAUUCAGCAAACAAUGGCAAGGCAGAGCCACCAGAAAUGUACACCUGAUUUUCAUGACAAAUACGGUAAUGCUGUAUUAGCUAGUGGAGCCACUUUCUGUAUUGCUGUAUGGACAAGUGUAGCAACACAAAUCAAAAUAGAAUGGAACCUGUCCCCUGUUAGCAGAGUCACCCCAAAGGAAUGGAGAGAUCAGUAAUCAUUCCAGCUGGUGCAAUAC
Pongo pygmaeus (Bornean orangutan) is the source of this 281-nucleotide messenger RNA. Its product is annotated as cytochrome c oxidase subunit 7B, mitochondrial-like. The transcript has a single exon. The coding region runs from base 18 to 260 and encodes 80 amino acids. The record is from RefSeq and is a predicted model, not a curated record. Gene Ontology annotation, biological process: mitochondrial electron transport, cytochrome c to oxygen. NCBI's taxonomy places the organism in Eukaryota, Metazoa, Chordata, Mammalia, Primates, Hominidae. Gene Ontology annotation, cellular component: mitochondrion; respiratory chain complex IV.